Molecule: messenger RNA, 405 nt
Organism: Penicillium brevicompactum
Lineage: Eukaryota; Fungi; Ascomycota; Eurotiomycetes; Eurotiales; Aspergillaceae
Exons: 2
Coding region: 1-405 (134 amino acids)
Source: RefSeq, a predicted model, not a curated record
AUGACUUCCUCCAAACGCGCACUCGACGUUGGAGAUAAGCUGGGUUCCAUACGUCUAUUUACGGCAAAGCUCGAGGAAUCCGUUCGUGCAACCCGUCCCAACGCUGAAAAUUGUUUCCUCGCCGUCAACAUACACCCACAGAAGCACUCUUAUUUCGUGCUUGAUGUCCACAAUGUCGACCAUGUCUACGAGACUGCGCACACUGACAUGACCACGAUACCAGUCUAUGUUCUUCGCUUGUCGAAGAGGAGAAUCAGCAUCUUCAGACAAGAAAGGCUAGACGCUACUCUUGCUGUGACCCUAGCAGAAAUGCACGAUGGACACGGUCAAGACCCUUUGCCUUUGGUUGACGAUUACAACCACACCGUCCAAUACAAAAACCCCCGCAGCCUUUCGUCUCGAUGA